Messenger RNA from Armigeres subalbatus, 2490 nucleotides. RefSeq lists its product as uncharacterized. The transcript has a single exon. The coding region runs from base 1 to 2490 and encodes 829 amino acids. NCBI's taxonomy places the organism in Eukaryota, Metazoa, Arthropoda, Insecta, Diptera, Culicidae. The record is from RefSeq and is a predicted model, not a curated record.
AUGGUUGAUCAAGGAAGGGAUAUGCAUCUUGAACGAGUGAUUGUGAUCAAGUAUGGCAGCCACGAAAGAGAAGUGCUACGAAAUUUCCAGAAGGUUUCGAUAAAAUUAGCAAAAACCAGCAAUCGUGUCAAGUUUUUGCUGAACUGUCGGAAAUACAAAGUGAUACCAGUGUGCCUCAACUACAAAGUGCAUGUCAACCUGGAAAAUGAGGAAUCCCAUAGGCAAAUGGAAAAAGUGUUGCUCAAACAAAAAAUCAGAAUAUUGAGCAUUAUGAUAGCAGAUGCGAAGAGAACACUAUCAAGAUCGAAGAAGGUAAAAGCAGAGUUGAGGAACAAAAUGGACCGACUACUACAGAAGGAAGAUUUUGAACAAGUAAGAAAAAUGGUGGAAAAUAAAGCUAUGAAUGUGUACGUGACCACGAGAAAGACUGAAAUGAAGAAAAUUGAGAAACUCAGGAGGAGGAGAGUCGUGAACUUGAGUUACGAACCAAGUUGGGUGGAAAAUACGACCAGUUCACCCAUACCAGACUUUCUCGAACGAACACUGAUGCUAGGCCCCAACUACAACGUACCGAAUCGUGAGAAAUUUCCUUACAUCGAGAUGGUUGCGAACAUCGAUAAAUCAAUCAAGUACAAAGAGAAUGCUGAGGAAAUCCGUGCUGAAGUAGUGACGGCGAUGACCAACUUCAUUAACUUCAACAAACAACCACGCCACCACCAACAGGAAUGGAUUGUUAAGGAUGUUGGAAGAAGCAUAAAAUUUUUAAAAGAAAAUCCAAACCUGUUAAUCACCAAAGCAGACAAGGGUAACAAAACUGUCAUACUAUCGGCAGUGGAAUAUGCGACAAAAAUGGAGGAAAUGCUACAAGACACCAGUACCUACGAGAAAAUCUCCUACGAUCCGACGGCACGGGUGUCUCGUAAAAUAAAAUCCAUCUUGGAUAGCUGGAAGGAAAAUAAAUACAUUGAGCCUAAAACCCACAGAAGGCUAAAUGUAUCAAACUGCAAUCCUCCGCGCAUAUAUGGUCUUCCAAAAAUCCACAAAGAGGGAAGACCAUUACGCCCCGUGGUGUCAACAAUUGGCUCUACCACAUACAGGUUGGCACAGUACAUGUCAAGCAUCCUGGGAAAAAUCGUCGGGAAAACGGAUUCCCAUGUUAUCAACAGCUUCACUUUCGCAACAGAGAUAUCAGGAACGCAGAUCGACGAGGAAGAGAUAAUGUUCUCGCUUGACGUCACAUCUCUAUACACCAACGUACCGGUGGACUACGCAAUAGAGUGUAUAAACCAACGCUGGGAGGAAAUUGAAGACCAUACACCGAUCGACCAACACAGCUUUGUAGCAGCCGUUCAAUUGGUAUUGGAAUCCACGUUCUUCGUGUAUGGAGGUGUCUUCUACAGGCAAACAUUUGGUGUUCCCAUGGGUUCCCCUCUAUCGCCUGUCGUUGCAAAUCUCGUAAUGGAGCGUCUAGAACAGGAGAGCAUACGCGCGCUACAGGAAAGGCAAGUAGUGAUGAAAAUAUAUCGUCGCUACGUGGACGAUUGUUUCUGUAUAGCCAAAACACAACACAUAGACACAAUCAUCGACACGUUUAAUGAGUUUCAUGAAAAACUUAAUUUCACGAUAGAGAAGGAAGAACAACAUAGACUGAAAUUCUUAGACAUGACACUACACAGAACAGACGGGCAAAUCAAGAAAAUGUGGACACCAAAACAGAUGAAUGGAAGGUAUCUGGACUUCAAUUCGGAAAGCCCAUUCCAACAUAAACGGAAUACAGCCAUUGCAUUGAUAGACCGAGCAAUCAAAUUAACAGACGCAACAGACAGGCACAACACCAUCAUAACAGUACGGCAAAUUCUUAAGAAGAACCACUAUCCACAAUGGUUCAUCGAAAAGAUGCUCAAACAACGAAUCCAUCAGCACUACAACACUCUACAGACAAACAAAGACAAAAAGGAGGAAAACAAAUUUGUGUCAACACCAUACAUACCCUGCUUAAGUGAAAAAUUAUGCAAAAUUCUAAAAAAGCAUAACAUUACACUAGCAUACCAAACACGAAACAAAACCAAAAACACUAUAUUCAGCAAACUAAAAGAUCCAAUCCCCAAAAACAAAACCAAAAAUGUUGUGUAUGCGAUACCAUGCGGCGCUGGUGAUAAAAAAGUGUAUGUGGGACAAACAGGCCGCAUGUUGGAAACGAGAAUCAACGAACAUAGAACCAGCAUAAGAAAGAAGGAGUCGAGGACGGGUCUUGCGCAACAUCAUUUGACAGACGGACACAAUUUUGAUUUCAACAACACAACUAUAUUGGAACAAAUCGAAAACCAGGAGAGCAGGUUAAUCGCGGAGGCUUUCCACAUAAAGUUGAUGGGCAAUGACGAGACGGUAAAUCUGCAACGAGAAUGCGGUGGUAUAGACUCGGCCUACAACGCACUAGUGUGCAAAAUACGAUCGUUGAACAGGCGAACGUCCACUCGGCAGCGACGAUGA